Molecule: messenger RNA, 2129 nt
Organism: Patella vulgata (common limpet)
Lineage: Eukaryota; Metazoa; Mollusca; Gastropoda; Patellidae
Product: gastrula zinc finger protein XlCGF57.1
Exons: 3
Coding region: 98-1786 (562 amino acids)
Biological process (GO): regulation of transcription by RNA polymerase II
Molecular function (GO): RNA polymerase II cis-regulatory region sequence-specific DNA binding; DNA-binding transcription factor activity
Source: RefSeq, a predicted model, not a curated record
ACAAUGGUUUCUGGUUCAUUGUUUACAUUACUCGCGCUCGCUAAUUUCGCUUGUUGUUUGGGUUUUCAACUAGUUAGCGGGUUGAGGUCGUGUUGAAAUGGAUUCACCGAGGUUCAAAUAUUCUACGGGAAAAUUAUGCGUUGCUGCCGGCUGUUCAAACACCAAUAACGACGGCUGUUCCAUGCACGCUUUUCCGAAAAGAAAUGACUCAGUUCGUCGGACAUGGAUCAACUUUGUAAAGACCAAACGAGCUCAUUGGAAAGGCCCAUCAAUACAUUCACACUUGUGUUCAGCACAUUUUACGGCUGAUUCCUUUCCCUUCCGAACCAGAUUCGAAAUGAAUGUAAUGGGGGUGAAACCGCCAAAGAUGACACUUGUGAAAGGUUCUUACCCAACCAUUCACAGUCCGUCUACCAAUGUGCCAUCUGAUAGUACUAAUGCUAAUAUUGCUAGCCGCACACUGUCUCCUGUUAAAAAGAGAAAAGCUUUCUUAAAAAGAGAAGUUGCCAGGAUUAUGUCUGAAAAUGAAAGUGUUGUGGUACCCGUUGAAGACGUGACUAACAGCCCACCGGCAUUUGAAAAUGAAAGUGUUCCGGUACCCGUAGAAGACUUAACUAACAAUCCACCAACUGAGGAAACUAAUAAUGUAAAAAUACUCCACAAGUGUGUUGUGUGUGACUCGAUUUUUCAGCAAUUUGAUGAUUUAGAACAACACAGUAAAAUACAUGUCAAAGAAGAGAAAACUGAUGAUGUAGAUGAAUAUUGUCGUAUUAAAGAAAAGAAAACUGAUAAUGUAGAUGAAUAUUGUCAUGUCAAAGAAGAGAAAACUGAAGAUAUUGAAACUGUUUAUCAGUGUAAAUUGUGUGAUGAAGAAUUUAGAUUAGAAACUGAUUUAGAAAAACACUGUGAAAUACAUGUUAAAGGCGAGGAUUCUGUUUUACAACAUGGUAAAAAUUGGGAGACAAGUUUUAGCCAGUAUAAUGAAACAGGUUGUGGAACAAGUUAUAAAUGUGAUAUUUGUAGUAAAUCAUUUAUUAAGAAACAUAAUCUUCUGGCACACGUGAGAAUUCAUACUGGUGAAAAACCAUUCAGAUGUGAUGGUUGUAGUAAAUCAUUUAGUCAGAAAGGUCAUUUGAUAUCUCACGCGAUUAUUCAUUCGAGCGAGAAAGCUUAUAGAUGUGAUGUUUGUAGUAAACCAUUUACUCGUAGUGGUGAUCUAAAGUCACACAUGAAGACCCAUUCUGGUGAAAUACCCUAUAAAUGUGAUGUUUGUAGUAGAUCAUUUCUUAAGAUUGGUAACUUACAAUCACACAUGAGAAUUCAUACUGGCGAAAUACCUUAUCAAUGUGAUGUUUGUAGUAAAUCCUUUACUACCGGUAGUAAUCUACAAUCACACAUGAGAAUUCAUACUGGCGAAAUACCUUAUAAAUGUGAUGUUUGUAGUAGAUCAUUUCUUAAGAAUGGUAACUUUCAGGCACACAUGAGAAUUCACACUGGUGAAAAACUUUUUAAGUGUGAUAUUUGUGGUAAAACAUUUAGUCAGAAAGGUCAUUUGAUAUCUCACGUGAUUAUUCAUUCGGUUGAGAAAGCUUAUAGAUGUGAUGUUUGUAGUAAACCAUUUACUCGUAGUGGUAAUCUGAAAUCACACAUGAGAAUUCAUACUGGUGAAAUACCCUAUAAAUGUGAUGUUUGUGGUGAAUGUUUCACUAGCAGAUAUCAACUUAAGACCCAUGUCAUUAUUCAUACAGAGAGGAUUCAUGGGGGAUCACGGUGGCUAAGACGCUAGCUCGCUAGCCUGGAGGUCGGGUGUUCGAUCCCUGCAUUGGCCGAGAAAGUUCAUCCAGAUUUUCCGGCGUGGUUCUCCCUUGUCAGUGAUGCAGGACGGAGGGGCUGACAAGGAAAGCUGUCUAGUCGUUCGGAUGGGACGAAAAACCAAGGUCCCGUGUACACAUUGGCGUGCACGUAAAAGAUCCCUUGGCAGUUGGAAUUCGAUAUAAGAGUAGGUGAUAGUGCCGCUGCCCGGGCAAAAUUUCCCUCAUAGCACACUGUAUGGCGUAUGCCCAUCUUCAUUAGCCCAGGUUAGGAGCAGAACAGUAGGACGUUAAACUCCAUUCAUUUCAUUUCAUUUC